GGUAAAACAUCAAGUGGAAUACUUAGGUCUUAAAGAAAAUAUUCGAGUAAGAAGAGCUGGCUAUGCCUACAGGCGGGUUUUCAAGAAGUUCUUGCAAAGGUACGCCAUUCUGACCAGAGCAACCUGGCCUUCCUGGAAAGGAGAAGAGAAACAAGGAGUUCUCCACCUGCUUCAGUCAGUCAACAUGGAUCCUGACCAAUACCAGCUUGGGAAGUCCAAAGUCUUCAUCAAAGCUCCAGAGUCUCUGUUUUUGUUAGAAGAGAUGAGAGAGAGGAAGUAUGAUGGAUAUGCCAGGGCCAUCCAAAAGGCAUGGAGGAAGUAUGUGGCCAGGAAAAAAUAUGUACAGAUGAGAGAAGAAGCAUCAGAUCUAUUGCUGAACAAGAAAGAGAGAAGACGGAACAGCAUUAACAGGAAUUUUGUGGGAGACUACAUAGGCAUGGAAGACCAUCCAGAGCUACGCCAGUUUGUUGGCAAACGGGAGAAGAUUGAUUUUGCAGACACUGUAACUAAAUAUGAUAGACGGUUUAAGACCGUGAAGCGAGAUCUUGUCCUCACUCCAAAGUGCAUAUACCUGAUUGGCCGUGAAAAGAUAAAGCAGGGUCCAGAGAAAGGCCAAGUGAAAGAAGUCUUAAAGCGAAGGAUGGAAGUAGAGAGAAUUCUUUCUGUUUCUCUAAGCACAAUGCAGGACGACAUCUUCAUUCUACAUGAGCAGGAGUAUGAUAGUUUGCUUGAAUCGGUCUUCAAAACGGAGUUUUUAAGUCUCUUAUCAAAACGAUAUGAAGAGAAAACACAAAGAAAACUACCUCUGAAAUUUAGCAAUACACUUGACGUGAAGCUGAAAAAGGAGAGUUGGGGGCCCUGGAGCAGUGCUGGUUCUCGACAAGUGCAAUUUAUGCAAGGUCAAGGAGAUAUAGCCAUUCUCAAGCCAAGUAAUAAAGUGCUGCAGAUCAGCAUCGGACCAGGGCUACCGAAGAAUUCCCGUCCUACUAGACGGAACCUUACCCAAAGCAGAGGGUAUUCCUACAGGUCUCAAAGUCAGACUUAUCCUAUGAGAGCUGCACCACCUCCUCCUGGUCAGCAGCAAAAUGGAGUAAUAAACCCCGCCCAGUUUGUACCAUUUCCCCAUGUCCCAGGAAAUCAACAGGCCAAUCAGAAAAACCUGUAUACAAACAUGACACGACCAGCUUUACCACGGCAACUGUCAAGAGGGUCCGGCAAGAUUUCACAGCAACCAGAAAGCUUGGAUUUCCUGAAAGUACCUGACCAAGGAGCAGCCGG
This is a messenger RNA of Antrostomus carolinensis (chuck-will's-widow), 1278 nucleotides long. RefSeq names its product unconventional myosin-Ie-like. Gene Ontology annotation, biological process: actin filament organization; glomerulus development; endocytosis. The record is from RefSeq and is a predicted model, not a curated record. The annotation marks the transcript as partial. Lineage: Eukaryota; Metazoa; Chordata; Aves; Caprimulgiformes; Caprimulgidae. Gene Ontology annotation, cellular component: microvillus; plasma membrane; myosin complex. Gene Ontology annotation, molecular function: actin filament binding; ATP binding; microfilament motor activity. The transcript is spliced from 9 exons.